ACACAGAUGACCGUUGUCGGGAGAUUUUAACAAGAGUAUAUGGAUCAGCAGACGAUUGAGACAAAAUUCUGUCCGAUAUAAAGAAGUGAUAAUUAUGAAAAGUUGACCGACAUUCGAAGAUCCGAUUGUACUGUAAAUAGACUGACAAUAACAAACGUUUUAAUCAUGAUAUGGUUUGGUAUCGAUUUUACUUGUAAGAAAAGUGGUUUGGACGCGGGGGCUCUUGUUUGGCCGACCCAAACAAACAAGAGUGCGCCUGUUGAUUCAAGCGCCGAAAUCAAUCAAUUAACCUGACGGAAACUGUAUUAAAGUAUACAGUUUACAAUAAAAAAAACGUUUACUUGUCAAAUAGUUCAUAAUUUAUGCAUUAGGUUCGGCGCAUAAAGAGUUCGAAAUCUGACACAUUAUAAGCUGCGCCACAAAACUGACAAAAAUAAAUCUGUUCGUUCAUCAAUAAGGGAACUUUAGUCGUCCUUAUUUCUCUUUUUUUUUCCUGCUCUUUUUAAAAUAACACAAAGUGUUCCUUUACGUUUAAACUGACCCUUGAAAUGAGAUGGGCUUCCUGAAGUCUACAAUGCGUGAGCUUUUUCAUUUUAUUGCUGAGUUUUUUCUUUUUUUACCUCAUGUGUCAUCUAUUUAGCUCAUGCUGUUUCAGAAUCGAAUAAUUUAAGCUCGUGAAACGUGCGAGUGGGAGUGAUGAUCCACCUUUGAUUGGCUUCGAACAAAUUUAUCAAACAAUUUACAAGUUUGCCAUCUGCUUUCAUCUUCCGUUGAAUCUUGUCUUAGAGCAGGCAUCUGUUCAAAUUAUACAGUUUAUGAGUAAUCUUUUCUUUUGGACCGGGCACUUUGUCGCCCGCAGAAUCGCGAUUAAGGUGUUGCUUUGUGAAGCGGACAAGAAUGAACACAACGGUAAACCAAGGACUUUCCAUGCUCCCUAACAUGACGAAUAAUGCCACAGAUGCGCCUCCUGAGGGAUUCCAGGUCCCGCGCAAUAUUCAGAUCGGAGUCACAAUCCUUGCCGUCAUUGUUAUCAUCCUGGCAAUGAUCGGUAAUACUCUGGUGAUUUACAUCGUGUUCACAGUAAACCACAUGCGCAGCUCAACAAACACUCUCAUCGCCAACAUGGCCUUUGCUGAUCUUCUCAUGACCAUAGAUAUUCCCUACAUACUCAAAUGGGUCUACGUGUGGGACAAGUGGUUUGGCACGUUCAUGGGCACUGUGUUAUGCAAGUUCUUCCACGCUGCACAGGUGGGAUCCCUAGCCUCUUCAGUCUUUAGUUUAGUAGCGAUCUCACUGGAUCGCUCUUUCGGCAUCCUAUUUCCAAUGAAGAAGAUAAUGACUCGAAAAGUUGUGCGCUUGGCGAUCGCCAUGACGUGGCUAGGUGCGCUGGCGUUAACUGUUCCACUCAUGAUAGCGGUCAAGAAUACACAGCUGGGGGGGAUGGAGUAUUUUAGCUGCAGAGAGAACUGGCCGCCGAUGUCACAAACAACCUACAAUACAUUUUUAUUUACAACUGCCUACAUCAUUCCACUGACCGUUGUUACUGCAGUUUACUGCCUGGCGGGAUUACGUCUUUGGAGAAGAAAACUCCCUGGACGUGGUAAUUCAACUGCACGAAGGAGAGCUCAAGCCUCAAGUAGACGCGCGACUGCCAUGUUGAUAACAGUACUUGUUAUUUUCACUCUUUCCUGGUUUCCAUUUCAAGCCUUGGAGAUGAUAAGAGUUCUUAAUCCGCAGAUAUUGAAGGACUUCACAAUUCCCGUGGAAGUUCAUUUUGUAAUCCCGUGGUUUGGUUAUUGUAACAGCGCUAUUAAUCCAAUUCUUUAUGUGAUAUUCUCAGAGAAUUAUCGCCGCCAGUUUUAUCGGAUUCUCUGUAGAGGGCCAAGCCGAAGGGAUCGUCACAGAAAUAUGAUCAUCAAGAGCUUGGGAGCAACUCAGACUACGCCCCUAUCGCUGGGGUUGUCGAUGGCAGCACAUAUACCACUCAAAGAGCUAAAAGCAAAAUCUAACCAACAGGGACAAGCGAUUGUCAAUAAAGGUCUUGAUCUUUUGUAGAUGUAAUUCUAGCUUUCAUUUUCAUUGUGGUUGAAAUGCCUCUACUGUAAAUUAUAGCAUUUAUUAUAGUUAAGUUUCUUCUCGUUUAUUUUAUAAUUUAGCUAAGUUAAGUUUGGUUUAGUUUAGUUUAGUUCAUAUCGUUCGUUUCGUAUCGUUUAGUUUAGUUUCAUGUAGUCUAGCCCAGUUUAGUUCAGUUCAGUUUAGUUAAGCUCCGUUUAAUUUAGUUUAGUUUAG
Molecule: messenger RNA, 2289 nt
Organism: Orbicella faveolata
Lineage: Eukaryota; Metazoa; Cnidaria; Anthozoa; Scleractinia; Merulinidae
Product: RYamide receptor-like
Biological process (GO): G protein-coupled receptor signaling pathway
Cellular component (GO): plasma membrane
Molecular function (GO): G protein-coupled receptor activity
Source: RefSeq, a predicted model, not a curated record